Theobroma umbraticum is the source of this 3030-nucleotide messenger RNA. It is a transcript of the gene ZAR1, whose product is annotated as HOPZ-ACTIVATED RESISTANCE 1. The record is from RefSeq and is a predicted model, not a curated record. Gene Ontology annotation, molecular function: ADP binding. Lineage: Eukaryota; Viridiplantae; Streptophyta; Magnoliopsida; Malvales; Malvaceae. Gene Ontology annotation, biological process: defense response to other organism.
UUACAGGACGACAGCAGGAAGUCGACUGCUAUGGCGGAUGGAAGUUUCUUUUCAGUUUCAAGGCCUUUGGCUAUAUACGCGUAGUUGACUCUAACUUGCAUGAGUGUACCAUUAUGCCCUCAUGAUGCAAACUUGGAGAGCUGUUCUUUUUGGAAAAUCCAAGGGACAAACCAUUGGAAAAGGAUUAAAAAUUCUUCAAAAAUUUUCAUAUAUUAUUGGGUUUUCUGUUCCUUAAUUUGAACCAAGCUCCGGAGCCAUAGGUUUUCUUCGCCAAAAGCAAUCAAAGCCUUCCCAGGAAUUCCUCAACUGUGAAAGGCGAAAAGCAUGGCGGAUGCAGUGGUCACUGUGUUCUUGGAAAAGCUGUUGAAAACUCUUGCAGAGGAAGGCCGAUAUGUGACUGAAUUCAGGGAUCUGUUUGAAAAACUACAAACUGAGCUGCAAUUGAUGCAAUGCUUCCUCAUGGAUUCAGAUAGGCUGAAGAGGAAGAAUCAAUCUAUACGCAAGAUCUUGGCUGAUCUGAGAGAGUUGAUUUAUGAAUCUGAAGAUAUACUAGCGGAUUGUCAACUUCAAUCAAGGGAUGGCAACCAAUUCUCCCAAGGCUGGUUAGCAUGUUUCUCUCCAUCAAAGCUUCAUUUCAAGUACCAAAGUGGAAAGCGUCUCAAGGAAAUCAUUGAGAAAAUUACCAGCAUCAAACAAAACAUCUCAUCUUUGCUUGGAGGGCCUCUCUUGUUCCAGCCAGAGGUCACAAAUGUACAGGAGCAAAUACCCAGAUGGAGCUCUCAGGUGUAUGAUCACACUCAAGUGGUUGGACUGGAAGCUGACACUCAAAAGAUUAAAGACUGGAUAUUUGAAGCGGCUAGUAACGGGACUCAGGACAUACUAGCAAUUGGAGUUGUUGGCAUGGGUGGCUUGGGCAAGACAACAAUUGCUCAGAAAGUUUUCAGUGAGAGAGAAAUAGAGCGUCACUUUGACAGAAGAGUGUGGGUUUCUGUUUCUCAAACAUUCACUGAGGAACAAAUUAUGAGAAGUAUGUUGAAUACUUUGGGAGAGGCAAGUGCCAGGGAUGAUGCAAAUGAACUGUUGAAGAAAAUAAACCAAUAUCUCUUGGGGAAGAGGUAUUUGAUUGUGAUGGAUGAUGUGUGGAGUGAAGAUGUUGUCUGGUGGCAACGAAUUUGUCAGGGGCUGCCCAAAGGAAAUGGUAGUUGUGUCAUCAUCACAACGAGGAUUGAAAAGGUUUCACGGAAGAUGGGAGUGCAGGAAGUAAGGAUCCAUAGGCCUAAAUUCCUAAAUGAAGAUUAUAGUUGGCUUCUAUUUCGAAAAAUAGCUUUUGCUGCAAGUGAUGGAAAUUGCAUUUACCAUGAUCUGGAGGAUGUUGGAAAAGAGAUUGUAGAGAAGUGUAAGGGUCUUCCCUUGGCCAUCAAAGCUGUCGGAGGAAUGAUGCUUUGUAAAACUCCAUAUUAUCGUGAAUGGAGGCGAAUUGCGAACCAUUUUCGAGAUGAAUUGACAGAAAAUGAUAACUCGGUGAUGGCCUCACUGCAAUUGAGCUAUGAUGAGCUCCCUUCUUACUUGAAGUCAUGCUUCCUCAGCUUCUCUCUUUAUCCAGAGGACUGUGUCAUAACAAAAGAACAACUAGUUCAUUGUUGGAUUGGCGAGGGAUUUGUCCCAUUGAGGAGUGGUAGAUCUUCAACUGAUGCUGGAGAAGAUUGUUUCUCGGGGUUAACAAAUCGGUGUUUGAUAGAGGUAGUUGACAAGAAUUAUCAUGGAACAAUUUCUACUUGCAAAAUGCAUGAUAUGGUUCGUGAUUUGGUCCUUAAAAUAGCAGAAGAGGAUGCAUUUUACACACAGAAAAGUCUCAAUUGCCGCCAUGUGGGAAUUAGUAACAAAAUGGAUAAGGGCCAACUUUCUGAAAAUCAAAAGUUGAGGGGUUUAGUAUCCACAACCAAAACCAGCGAGGUGAACAAGAUUGAAUCAAGCAUCGCAAAAAAAUUCAGUGAAUGUCGGUGCUUGAGAGUUUUGGAUGUUUCCAAAUCAAUCUUUGAAUUGCCUCUCAGUAGCCUGCUAUAUCAUAUUGGCUCACUCCAACAUCUAACUUAUCUGAGUUUAAGCAACACUCAUCCUUUGAUUGAACUCCCAGCUUCAUUAGAAAAGCUCAGUAACCUUCAGAUUUUGGAUGUGAGUUAUUGUCAAAACUUGAAAAUUUUGCCUCAUUACCUCAUCACUUUCAAGAAGCUCAAGGUCUUAAAUGUAAGUCAUUGCGGUUCACUUCAAUGCUUGCCAAAAGGCUUGGGAAGGCUGUCAAACCUUGAAGUUUUGUUGGGUUUUAGACCUGCAAGAUCUGAUCAUGGUUGUCGGCUUGGAGAAUUAAGAAAUUUGACACAAUUGAGGACACUCGGAUUGCUUCUAACUCAUGGUGAUGAAGUUGGAGACAGUGAGGUCAAUGCAAUGGUGAACCUUCAAGAUUUGGAAAAUCUGUCCGUAAGUUGCUUUGACAGUCAUGGGAGUGAUCUCACCUCAAAACUCGACAAACUGUGUCCUCCGCAGCAACUCCAUGAGCUAUCUCUGCAGUUCUAUCCAGGCAAGAUAAGUCCAAUAUGGCUCAACCCUAUAGCACUCCCUCUGCUCAAAUACCUCUCAAUCUCAUUCGGAAACCUCGCAAGCAUGCAUCAGAACUUUCGGGGUGACAACAACAUUGUCUGGAAAAUCGAAGGUUUAUUGUUGGAAGCUUUAUCAGAUUUGGAACUGCAGUGGGGGAUGUUGCAACAGGUGAUGCCAACCUUGAAAAUCGUGAAUGUUAGUUGGUGUCCAGAGCUAAUAUCUUUCCCAAUCGAGGAUACUGGAUUCAGAGGCGGAGUCUGGACCAAGGAAGAGCGUAGGACCUAAAAAGUUUAGUAACUAAUGCCAUUCAUGUGAAGAGGAACCUUUGGUCUGUUUUCUUUCUUCUUUGUAAUGACCAGAACCAUUGAUUGAUCAAACAUUUGAACCACUGUGCUCAAACUCAAAUUGCUGCAGAUGCAGUUAUUGGAGAGAUAA